CUUUUUUUUCCGUCUCACUAUGGCAAUUUUCAACGACCUUGCAGUCGAACUACAAGAGGCUAUUUGGGAGCUGGUCCUCCCCGCUGCUCGUGGUGUGCACUGGAUCGAAAUUGAGGGCACUCCACACGAUCCUGAAUUUAUUCGCGACAGCAUCCGCCUCAUCGAGUGGCACAAGUUUGACUACAUGCCGGAGACGGAACGCGACGUCAUAAAAGCACGCAAACGCAAUCCUGGGUUUCGUAAACGGGCCGAAACAAAGGAGGAGGUGUCGGGUCCUUUCUUCCGCUACCUUUAUACGACCGUGCCGAGUGUCUUCGGCCGCUCAGGGUCUGCCGACCCUACCUACAACAUUGAGUACAGCGAAGGGCAGAAAAGAGACCUUGUUGAUGAGAUAGCCUACACACGUCGCUGUAGGCAACUAUCAACAUAUCACCAGAUCGCUACACUUCUCUCUACUUGCCGGUUAUCACGCUACAUCGCGAAGAAGUACAUUUGGGACAAUCGCGAGUGCAGUUGGCCCAUUCACCGUAGCAUGGGCUCGCUCUAUCGGCCGCGCCCAAUGGAAGUAUGGGCAACUCAGUACAAUGGUGAUAAGUUCCCGCCGGCGUCAAGAAGCAGACAGGCGCUUCGCCCUCGGAUGCAUACGCUCGACCUCAUUGUCUUCCGUUUGCACGAUAGUCAAGGUCGAGCAACGCCUCUGCUCAGGCAAGCUGCCUGGCAGUACUAUAUUGAGAGCUAUAGGCACGGAACAACAUUUGGAUGCUUUAAUCGGGUGGGCAUCGAGUGGCAUCCGUCGUGGGGCACGGGCGUGGGCCGGACAAAGGUGUGCUCCCAGAACGUCCAAGCAAUUAUAAGGGCAAUGCGCAUGCCGUACAAAAAGUUUCUGCGGCCGUAUUGGAUCAAGGACGGUGUGUGGCGUCCCGAAUGGAAGGGUGAUUACCCAACUGCAAAAGAGCUGCAGCACAAACACAUAACACCAUAUUGGCUCGUCGACGGUGUGCCGCGUCUCAAUUGGAAGCGAGACUACCCAACUGUAGUAGGACACGUGUUCGCGAGGCGAAUGGCUGAUGAGAAGGAGAGAGUUUUGGAAUCUCUCCACAAGCACUGGGGAUUAAGCGAUGAGGACCUGACAGCUAUGGUAACGGACCAACAUCUCAACCAAGAGUUCGAGGCCAACGGGCGUCGAUACUAUAUUGUUUUUGUUGUAUUUGACUCCUUUGAAGAGGAAGAAAGAGACCAACUUGAAAAGGCUGGGCUAGGCUACUGCGAGCCAUUCCCAGGCAGCGCAUCUAUGUGGCCCGACGCAAUCAGAGAGCCAGCGCAGCUCGCUUAUGACGCAAAUUAUGAUCACUCUAAUAACUUAGGAACUGCAAGUUAUACUUCAUAUAUUCUUAGCUGGGAGCCAAUUUACUAGGCCCAUAAUGCUUACUGAAUGUUGUCAUCGGAACGUAGAAUUUGUACACUAAUUACGAAGAUUUUG
This is a messenger RNA of Aaosphaeria arxii CBS 175.79, 1480 nucleotides long. RefSeq lists its product as uncharacterized. The record is from RefSeq and is a predicted model, not a curated record. The coding region runs from base 20 to 1414 and encodes 464 amino acids. The transcript has a single exon. NCBI's taxonomy places the organism in Eukaryota, Fungi, Ascomycota, Dothideomycetes, Pleosporales.